Wickerhamiella sorbophila is the source of this 1664-nucleotide messenger RNA. Its product is annotated as Dehydrodolichyl diphosphate synthase complex subunit SPAC4D7.04c. NCBI's taxonomy places the organism in Eukaryota, Fungi, Ascomycota, Dipodascomycetes, Dipodascales, Trichomonascaceae. The record is from RefSeq and is a predicted model, not a curated record. The transcript has a single exon. Gene Ontology annotation, molecular function: ditrans,polycis-polyprenyl diphosphate synthase [(2E,6E)-farnesyl diphosphate specific] activity. Bases 1 to 873 code for a protein of 290 amino acids. Gene Ontology annotation, cellular component: lipid droplet; membrane; endoplasmic reticulum.
AUGGAUCUUGCCAAGUGGGUGCUCAAGUUCCCAGCCGCGCUUUAUGGGGUCCAGUUUCUAAACGACAUUGCCAUUCAUGUAUUGAAGACUGGACCGAUACCAAAUCAUAUCGCAAUUGUAAUGGACGGCAACCGUCGUUAUGCUCAAUCGAGGAAUAUUGAAACUGUCAAGGGACAUACAGCCGGCUUCGAAACCUUCCUGAGAACCGCGCAAGUUUGUUCUACCUUGGGGGUGAAGACUGUUACGGUUUAUGCGUUCAGUAUCGAGAACUUCAAUCGUGGCCAAGAGGAGACUGAUAAACUAUUCAAUAUGGUUAGAACAAGUCUGGCCGAAGUUAGCGAUGGUGACGACUCUUUAGCCAAACGCUUGGGGUGGAAAAUCAAAAUCCUGGGCAACCGGGAUAUGAUUCCUGAUGACCUCAAAAAAGAUAUCGAAAAAAUUGAAAGGCUUACCGCGGAAAAUACUGGUACAGUGAUCAAUAUUUGCUGUCCCUACACUUCCCGCGAUGACAUGGCCCAGGCUGUUCGAAAAGCUGCUGAAAACGGGCAAGCAGACCCCGAGGGUAUAUCUGAGAGCGCGUUCAAGAGUUGUCUCUAUACUGCCGAUGCCGAGCCGCUGGAUAUCCUUAUUCGAACAAGUGGUACAACUCGCUUAAGCGACUUCAUGCUCUGGGAGUGUGUGGAUGGUAGCCAAGUUGAGUUUGCCUCACCCAUGUGGCCUGAGUACACAGUUCUCGAUCUUUACCUGGUUAUUCUACGUUGGGGUCUCAAGCAGCUUUCGUCGAAGGAUAAAGUGGGCAGAAUUUCCCUAGAUAAGCUGCCAUCACCACCUGCAGCAGUGAGUGUAAAUGUCACCGAUUUUAAAUUUAAAUAAAGUGCACAAUACUAAUGCGAUGCGAUCAGUACCGCCUUCGCACGUCUGCCUGCGUUGUUUUUGAUUCGGUCUUCAAGACCUCCUCCUCCUCUAUGCUCUCUACUGGGUCGAUUGGGAGUGUCUGGAUGAUCUUACGCUUUUCUUUAAGUACCUUUGCAGUAUUUCGAGCAUCAUUAACGCGCCUUCGAUAUCCAAGAUAUACAACAACUUCAGCUACUAGAAUCAGAAUUGAGCCGAAAAGGCACGCCAAAGUUCUAGAUUGCACUGACCAGUAUGGUGUCCACUUCCAUAUGGCCCAGGCUACUGCAACGACUGAGAUCGUGAUAUUGAAAAUGGUAGUCACUUCCUCUUUUAAAGCCUUAGCCUCAAUCGUUCCAGGUUUGAUUACUGUUUGCUCCUCAUUGCGGCCAAUUAACUCCUGGUACUCUUUUUCCUGUUGCCUUAAUCUCAAUUCGGACAUGAGAUCAAGAUACUCCUGGCUUUUUUCAACUACUGGCUUGGGCUCAAAGUAUACCGAAGUUCCACGGACCAACUGCAUGAGCGGGAUAGCUGCUGAUCUAGACAGCUCAAUCAAGUAUUUGUGAUCGAUCCAAGCGUCUCCUAAAAGCUGCGCAUUUUCAAAGGGGGUGGUACCGGCUUCUCUUUGCAGAGCGAGGUUAAUGGUCUGAGUUCGUUUUAAUUUCAUGCUGACUACGCUACAUCUCAGACCAGACACUUGAGCCUGGGCCGAAAACUUAGCAUAGAGUUAAAGGGGCAGCGCACGUUUAGGCGCGUUCUAAAAAUGUUUGAGA